This is a messenger RNA of Fraxinus pennsylvanica, 1242 nucleotides long. The record is from the annotation of a GenBank genome assembly. NCBI's taxonomy places the organism in Eukaryota, Viridiplantae, Streptophyta, Magnoliopsida, Lamiales, Oleaceae.
AUGGCUGCGUGUUAUAUGCAAUUGGGCAUUAAUGAAUUUCCGAGGGCAAUCCAUGAGUGCAAUUUGGCUCUUGAAGUUGCUCCGAAGUAUAGUAAGGCACUAUUGAAAAGAGCGAGAUGUUAUGAGGCUUUGAAUCGGUUGGAUUUGGCACUCAAUGAUGUUAUGACUGUUUUGAAGAUGGAACCGAAUAAUUUCAUGGCAGCUGAAAUUGAAGGAAGGGUGAAAACAGCAAUCGAAAAAAGGGCACCACAGAUAAUGACGUUCUACUUGAUGCCAUUCCAUUACCUGAAUAUUUUGAACUGCAUUCUGUUUCAACACCAACCGAGUGAUGAAAAGAAACUGAAGGAGAAAAUUGAGGUGAGGAAGGCUGAAGAUGAAGUUGUGUUAAAGAAUUCCGAAGAAAAGAAGGCUGAAGACAAGGUGGUGGUGGAGGUAGAGAAAAAAAGUAACACGAUGGAGGCAGAUCUUAAAAGAACGGUGAAAUUAGUAUUCGGAGAAGAUAUAAGAUGGGCUCAGAUUCCUGUCAACUGCAGUAUUUUGAAACUGAGGGAAAUAAUUUCUGAUCGGUACCCUUGCUCAAAAGCUGUUCUUGUCAAGUAUAGCGAUCAAGAAGGUGACUUGGUCACAAUCACUACAACUGAAGAACUGAGGAGGGCUGAAGCAUCUAUAGAAAGUGGUUCUAUCAAGCUGUAUAUUGUUGAAGUUAAUCCAGAUCAAGAUCAGUUCUUUGAAAAGGUUAAAACAGGACAAGUCAUGCGUAAGCUAGACAUAAACCAAGAUAGCAUUACUGAAAAUGGAAAUUUGAGGGGAAAAAAGGAAAUCGAGAAUCGGACAGUUUUUAUCAAUGAUUGGAUCAUCCAGUUCGCUCAACUAUUCAAGAAUUAUGUCGGAUUCGAUACUGAUGCUUAUAUAGAUCUGCAUGAGCUCGGAGUGAAGCUAUAUUCUGAAGCUAUGGAAGAAACAGUCACUAGUGACGAGGCACAAGACCUUUUUGCAACAGCUGCAGAGAAGUUCCAGGAGAUGGCAGCUUUGGCUUUAUUCAAUUGGGGAAAUGUUCACAUGUCCCGAGCAAGAAAGAGGGUAUAUUUUACAGAGGAUUCUUCCAAGGAAUCUAUACUUGCACGGAUCAAAUCUGCAUAUGAUUGGGCUCAAAAGGAAUAUGUAGAAGCAGGAAAAAUAUUUGACGAAGCGCUGAAAAUUAAACCAGACUUCUAUGACGCCAUUCUAGCUCUCGCACAGUAA